This is a messenger RNA of Capsicum annuum, 477 nucleotides long. RefSeq lists its product as uncharacterized. The record is from RefSeq and is a predicted model, not a curated record. The transcript is spliced from 2 exons. Bases 1 to 477 code for a protein of 158 amino acids. Gene Ontology annotation, molecular function: zinc ion binding; nucleic acid binding. NCBI's taxonomy places the organism in Eukaryota, Viridiplantae, Streptophyta, Magnoliopsida, Solanales, Solanaceae.
AUGAAAAUUGAUGGAACCAAAGAAAAAGCAGCUCCUGAAAAAAUCUUGGUAUUGAAAGCUUCUGAUAGUGAUGAGGAAUUUGAUUUUGACAAGGAUCAAAUUGCCUUCAUAACUAAGAAUUUCAGCAAAUUCAUUAAGAAGAAGAACGAACCAUGUACUAAGAAAUGUUCCAAUGAUAAUCCAAAUGGGUGCUACAAAUGUGGAAAAACUGAUCAUCAGAUCAGAGACUGUCCAGUUUGGGAAAUAAAAUGGAAAAAAGAAAGGGCUGAAAAGGAACUGAAGGCAAAAAGGAAGGAGGAGCAUGCAAUGAUAGCAGCUUGGGGAUCUGAUUCAGAUGAAGAUGAAGUUAAUGAAACUGCAUUCAUGGCUCUUGGAGAUUCAGAUUUAGAUGAAGAAGAUGAGGGUUCUAAAGAAGAAAAUGAUGUUGAGGAACAAGUUACACAAUCUGAUUCAUUGACUGGAACUACCAAACCUUGA